Pipistrellus nathusii (Nathusius's pipistrelle) is the source of this 315-nucleotide messenger RNA. The record is from the annotation of a GenBank genome assembly. Lineage: Eukaryota; Metazoa; Chordata; Mammalia; Chiroptera; Vespertilionidae.
AUGCUAUUGAGCAAGUCUGGCAUUUGCCAAAAGGGCAGAGUGUUAAGUACAAGGCAGCUUUUUCAAUCAACAAUGCCUCUUUUAAGCAAACCAAUUAAAGGCUGUUUGCAUACCAUUGAACCCUGUAAACAUAGCCAAAGUCUAGGAGAGAAAGAUGAUGAGGAGGACAAAACACCACUUGAGAGCACCAGCUGCUGCCACCUCUCAGUGACAUCGCAACACACUGCCCACUUCGGACUGUUUUGUGUGGCUGUAAUCACUUCUAGGUUGAGACAUCACAGUGAUAAAAUGUGCAUAGAAAUAAAUUGUAGAUGA